Messenger RNA from Knipowitschia caucasica, 210 nucleotides. Lineage: Eukaryota; Metazoa; Chordata; Actinopteri; Gobiiformes; Gobiidae. The record is from the annotation of a GenBank genome assembly.
AUGGACAAAGAUAAAGGAAACUUCUGUGUGAAUACACAACAUUUCCCUGUCCCAAUGGAGGUCCGAGCUGCCGAACAUGCUAUAAUCCGCUGUGGUCAGCCCGGCCCCGGAGUCCAGCGCUCGGUGCCUGGACUGUGCGUCUUUCAUCUCAAUCCAGAGUCUUUCAGUGCCCUGUGCCCCUCUGCUAAUUCCUCGCCCCUACAGAGCUGA